Messenger RNA from Entrophospora sp. SA101, 348 nucleotides. The record is from the annotation of a GenBank genome assembly. Lineage: Eukaryota; Fungi; Glomeromycota; Glomeromycetes; Entrophosporales; Entrophosporaceae.
AUGCCAAAUCCUGCUAAAGCAAGUCAACGAGAAAAAGAAAUUGAUGCCGCUAGAUAUAAAGGAAAUUGGAAUGUAAUUCCCGAGCUUGCAAGGAAAUAUCGUAAACAUAAUCCUGCAGGAAUAGUUCUUGAACAAACUGUGUUGGCAGAAUUAGCAUUAGUUCAAGUAAUUGAUAAAGAACAAAUAAAAAAUUUCAAUCCAGAGAAUUAUUAUAGUGACACGUCCUCAAAAAUAUCGAUAAAGCCUCCAAUUGAAGAAUCUUUGAUAAAAGAUGUAUUUAAUAAAUUAGAAAUGGCAUUGUCAGAAGCUAAAGGUCAAGAUAAAGUUAUUAAAAGUAUACUUCUAUAG